AUGUGCCAAUUUAUAGCUUCAAUGGAGAAGGUAAGGAACCAUCGAAAGACGGCGUUUUUUUCGCAAAGUUUUGUUUGGCGCUAGUACAAGUACACCUGCAAAAAAACGAAUUUAAUAAAUCCGUACAUUGAAUCUUACACAAGAUCUUACAAUUCCUAAACUGGUUGCACUAAGCGAACCCAAAGAUCGACACAGAGACUCCGUGUCAAUCUUUGGUCUACCCUAUUAUAUUCCUUUCUGCCGUACCAACAUAAGAAAGUUUUCCGUUUUGUAUCAAGGUCCUGUUUUCUUUAAUAAGCUGAAUGCUUUCAUUUGUGAUGCCCCCUCCUUAUAUUCGUUCCAAUCCAGAGUUAAAAACUUUCAGGUUCUUCUUUCCUGUUAUUGAAUUCUUAAUUUAAAUUAGUCUUUGUUUAGUUUUUCGUUACUACUGUCCACGAAUUUUCACUUUACUUAUUUCUUUGUGACUGGGGAGCCCAGGCUUCAUAAGCCUUCUGGUUUCUUCUGGACUCCCUUGCCAACUUACAAUUCUUAUAUGUAGUCUUGUAUAGUAAUUUAUUUUGGCUAAAUAAAACUGAACUGAACUGAACUAUUAAAAGGCUCAUUUACGUAAUUUUAAUAAGUUAAGUUAAUCCUGGAAGACCUUGCGAAUUUUGGCUUCUUUGCUUUCUCUAGAUGUCUUACACUGCAUUUUCAAAACUUUUGUGUUCUUUGUUUGUGUUGCUUGCCUGUGUGACUCAUGUGUUUGGCUGUAAUAUUACCCAUGUACAUGAGUACUUUCGUUAUAUUAUACUCAAGACGUGUGGAAUCUAAUUUUACCUCACGGUAAAUGCUGUUAUUCUAUAAUUAAUAAGAAACAAGACCUUACUGAGUCGUAUAAUAUACAUCGAAAAAAUAUUCCUCUGUGCAAGCUUACUUGGGCCCCCAUCAUCUGAGAGACCUUGCUCGCAGGAUGGGCAAAAACUAAUUUAGUUAUAAGAGAGAAUGAAUGAAAUUCACAUUGUAUUUAUUAUGUACAAUGUAAGAGCCUUCUACAGAAUAACUUGGAAGGAUGUUUGAGGAAAGUAUUUUGGCUUUUCCAUUUUCAUUAUCUCCAGGAACUAAAGAAAGUUACAUCGAUCAUGUUCUUUUUUUUUUUACAGAUGGGACCUCUGCAAGCAUGUAUGGUGACAAUAAUUUUGGUAACUCUAUUAAAGACAACAGAAAGUUGUUCAACAAAGGAGUUCACACUCUAUGACCCAAACAAUCCAGAUGCCCAAGAAACUUGCAAAAGAUGUCAAACAUGUCCACCUGGACAAGGGCUCGAAAAGCAAUGUGGAUCCAGAGUUCCAUAUGGAACAUCUACAGGAUGCAAGCCUUGUGUGUACAGUGAGACAUAUAGUGAGAAAAAUGACACUUCCCACUGUAAACCUUGCAAUCAGUGUGGAUUUAAAACUGAGUUACAGAAAUGCACCCCUUGGCAAAACAGUAGGUGUGCAGCUACAUGUAGGUCAGGGUAUUACAUGGAUCCUGUUGUUGAUGAAUGUAAAGUUGUACCUGAAAAUAAAACAGCUAACGCAAUCCUUGCUUCAAGGAAUUCAACCAGUGAGCCUUCAGGUAUCAUGGUAACUUCAGAUACAAAGUCUCCAGGUACUAUGUCACCCACAGUCAGCACGUCUGAAAUUACCGCUAGCAAUUCAACCCCAGCAGAUUCCAGCAUUAGGGUGAGGUCUACACCACUGGAAGACAAUGUGGAUGGCUCAAGUGAAAGCAACAGCUCAUCAUCAAGAAGUCAAGAUUCUGGACUGUGGAAAGUCAUUACAAUUAGUUUAGGAUGUAUAUGUGGAGUAGUUUUCACUAUCGUCAUCAUCAUCUUUGCUGCAUUUAAGAUAAAGCAAUACAGAAGCAAAUCAAACAUCCACAACUUUGAGGACCGUGAUGAAUCAGGUAAUACUUAUGGGUUUAAAAAUAGUGUUAAAUUAUUCCGUCAUCAAACCAGCUGAGAGCCCAGUUUGUUUUAGUGAUUUGUUCAUUAAAAAAUAACAUGGAAACUUCCCUAAUUGCAUCAAAGAAAACUAUUGAUAAAUCAAUAAAGUCACUCCAAUAUAUCACUGACAUCAGUUUUCAGAAUGGUGUGAAACAAAAAUAAACAGUCUUAUAUAAUAAGUAUGGUUAAAACCCAAAUUCAGUUUGUUGAUGUUUUAAAUCAAUUUCUUACAGAUAAAAAACCACAAAUAAUAGAACUUCCUUCCACAGACAGACCACCAAAGAAAUAUCACAGUCAAGGUACCGAUAAAAUAUACCGGUUGUAUCAAUUUACUAUUAUGCCGGGUCAAAAAUAUGACCUGUUUGUGGGACUGUUACAUGUAACGAAUAUUUUGUUGAGCUAGGUUACAGUACACUCAAAUGGCAAACCACUGAAUAAUCAGGGGCCAGAAAGAAUUUUUAAAUUAUUACAUAAAACACUACUAAAAAAUGGACCACAAAAAGGAUGAAGUAGCGUUCAGUUUCACCUAAUGAAACAGGAGAGCAUUAUUGCUGUAACAAUACACUUGUCUGGCAGAACGAAAUUAACUAAGUCAACCUAGUUGGUUUGCAGUAUGUUGAAUGAAGCUUUAUUUAAUCUGGGGUUUGUUGAGGUUAUACAGUUAGACCUCUAGCAAUAAUUAAAUAUGCUAAUAAGCCAAGUAAAAAACAAAUAAACAAUAUAAUUAUAGUUAUUAAUUAAUUAAUAACAAAAUAUGAAGCCUAAAUUACCGGUAUGUGAUGCAGAUAUUUAAAAAAAAAACCUAAAACAUGAUAGAUAUAUAGCUAUUAUUGUUUAUUUCUAAAAUCAUUCAAUAAUCAUUUUUUUUUUUUAAAAAAUGGCAAAAACAAAAUAUUAAUACUGCAACCCAGUCUCGGUAUGAAAACGAAAAAAGAAAAUAGCUUUUUAAUAUUUUGUGGAUUGAAUUGAGUCACUAAUUGUGACUGGACCAACAAAUAGUAAAUUUUUAUUACAAUCUGCAUCACAGAUCAGAGUGGGAUCUCAGAGUAGGUCGAGAUUAGUUUCAAAAACAUGCUGAUGGAAGUUAUGUUUCUUGAUUCUAAUGAAUCCCAAUAUGGCCUGUCUAGUCUUUCCCAAUCUCAUAAUUCCCACUUUCUAGUUGUAUGAAAUAUUUCUCUGGUAAUCAAACAGGUUGUGACAAAACAAGGACACCACUGCUUGAGGAUCAGAGUAAUGCAAACUCCAAUGCCUCUUCAUCUGGUGAGAUGAGAAGUUACAUGUAAAUUCAUGUUAAACAAUACAUGAACCAUGAACCACGAAUGGUCAAUUUUGGGGGGUAUUUCCCUUCUUCUGAUUAACACCAUUUCAUCCUAAAUGAGUCAUUUGUACACAGCUAAAGAUCAUUUUUAUGAUUCCCUCACCUAAACCUAAGCCUGCAUAACAAUCAAAUUAUACAUGUUUUCACUACUGGUAUAGUCUUAUAUCUUUGACUUAGGUUUCAGGGAUAAUGUCUGCGUGGCUACACCACUACACAGGAAACUAGGCUUCGUAGAGGGGAAAAGGGCAGUCUACUGCAAUACUGCGCAUUAAAAUUGAAAUGAUGAAAUACUGUUCUAAAAAAAGCAGCAAUACCACAAUACCGUAAACCCUAAUGUCCCCCUCAAAAUGGAUUACUGCAUUUAAUAUCCUUACCCCCCUCCCCAAUUGAGGACCUAAUUUUUCUUCUUACCCCUGAGUAUUAAAUAAAAUUACAUUCACCCCUGAAGACUUUCAUAAAAUGUAGCUUUAACCCUGGGGAAUAUGGGUCCAACCCUUGAAGAAUAUAUAUGGGUGUACCCCCGAAGAAUUGCAUGAAAAUUAAAGCUCCAUUCUCAAAGUGUUCCAUUUAUAUAGAUAUAUACAGAUUUUGUUUUUUUUUACUCUACCCCUAAAGAAAUCCUUCACUUUUAUACCUUACUCCUGAAGAAUUCCAUGUUUCCACUACCGGUAGGGUACGAGUAUUUAAAUAACGCAGCUGAAUAGGCUGGUAAAGGCUGAGAGUUAGCCCUAGCUUCAAAAUCAUAUGAACGUAUGAAAAAGAGGCGCAGAUCACAAAUCCAACUUUGGCCAGAAACAAAAGCGGAAAGCCGGAAAACCCGGAACUAACUAUUUGAGUCAUUUUGGAAGAGAAAACCUUCAAGCUAUGAAUUUCAGAAAAUUUGAAGAGACCCAAGUUGCGAAAACGCUUGUGCUCCCAUUCUAUAGGCAGUUUGCAGACAGUGUAUGAAUGUCUUUCUUUUUAAGGUCCUGUCUGGUUAAAAAAAAAACAAUAACAGUACUUACAAGUAUAAAUUUUCUAAUCUCGUGCUGGCUGCCAUCCGCCAUGUUGGUAACGCAGAAUAGCACGUGAUAAAACACGUGAUAGAAGUGCUGGUGGGAAGAAGGGUUCUCGGACUCAGAUCUCUUGAUUGAUCAGGGGCACCCAACGGCAAUUUUCGGGAAAAUAUCUGUUCGGAAGACGAUUUGAGAUCUAGAAUUUUCGGAGUAUUUGUUGUAAAAUUUCUUACUUGCCUGCCUCUCCUAGGAUUUUCGAACAUCUACAAAAUGGUAUAAUUACCUAUUUUUAACGGAUUUUUACCCUAAAAAAGGCCACCUAGAAUUUUCGGGAACCUUUUCCUGGCUGAAAUUUUCAAGAAGGUAAGUUUUUAUCCCUAUAAUUUUCGGAUCGCUAGACUUUCAGCUAGGAAAUGCGAACAGAUGAAAAGGUUUUUAGGGGAUAAAAAUAUGCCUAUAUCCACCGUUUGAAUACUAAAAUACGUUCAACAAUGCUAUGUUAAGUGGUUUUGAACUAUAUCCUCGUUGGGUGCCCCUGAUUGAUGGCACUUUCUACCAGAGUUCAUAUUGUUUUUGCUUUCUUAUUUUGAUCAUAGCAAGUUGAGAGUAGUGUUUAAAUUUUAAAAAAAUAUAUAUAUUGUCCCAAUUUGCACAAGCUAGAAAACAACAAGGGGAAGGAUUCUGAUAUUUUGUGACCAUUUUUAGCAAAAUGAAGUCGUCGUGCGAGUGUCCUAUGGAACAAGGGUGUUUCCGAACUUUCCCGGUUAUGCAGAAUUUCAGUUACUGAACUCGGGUAACCAGCAUUUUUUAGCCCUAGGGUCGAGUGUAUCAAUAGGUGAUGAACUUGAUAUACUGAGAUUUUCCCUCGUCCCCGGGAUUCAUUAAAAGUCUUUCAUAUCAAUGUCGUUUCGUUUAAUGGAAUGAAUACCACUGUAGUCUAUUUUUGGAGUCACAUGACUAAGAUUAUUUUGUCAGAUUCCAUCAAAACCGAGACAUGCAUUCAACUGUUCUACGUCUACAUCGGUUUCAAUGGUCUGCUUUCGUAGGAGUGUUUCGUGUGAUAUAUGUCGUCAGCAUGGUGAACUAUUGAGGAUGAGCCGAACUAUCACCCUCAAUCGGCGACUUUUAGGAUGACUAAAAAAGAAAAACUUUCUUUUCACCAUUUCAUGUUUGCAUUCAUUCAUUGUUUUAUGAUCUUCUACGCACUUGCGUUUUCACACCCUUUAACUCCAACAUUUCUUCCUUCGCAGAAAAUCUGCAGGAUAAUCCUACCAAAGUAUGUGCUCAUAAAAAUGUCAAGCUAGAUGUUCAACACAUACCAGAAGGUAACUGAAUUUACGGUUUUAAUGUACUCGCUAUUGAUAUCCUGCAGCUUGUGCUCACCCUCAUUCAUUAUUUUGGAACGGUUUUAAUUACCUCUGCAUGAAUAAGAAUGGCCAAGUCUGUUGAAACUUUCAAAAGCACCUCUAAGACAUAUCACACACAUCGUUUUAGUAAGGCUUUUUAUCAGUUACUUUUACUUUUAAAAAACCUAUUCACAAUCUCACAAUGCAUAAUGAAACGUUUAUUUGUUCAUAAGUAGGUUGUGUAUAAUCAUCCGGGUGAUCGUAGUCCUGAAUAUGACUGUUGUUGACAGUGACUGACUUUUCGACUACCUGUGCGGUAGUCAUCUUCAGAGUCAAACUAUAGUCCUCAACAACAGUCUUAUGCGCCACUUUGGGUUCCGCGGGAGAACCGUUCGAGAUGGACAGGAACAGGAAGACCUUAGAUAACAAUGACCCCAACCAGGUUGUGGUGUCCAGCGGUUUUCGUGAAAACAAGGGUUUGGGUGACAUGCUCAGUCUCGCGGGCUCAUAAAACCCGGUCUCAGUCAUUCUCGGAUUUUUAUUUCAACAUGGUGGCAAAUUCGUCCCUCAGAAAAGUCCCACAAUGCACUUUAAAAAGCCGUCUCGACCCGGUCUCCCGCGCAACCUUGGGGUUAAAGGAAAUCGCUUAAAUCGCAAUGGAUCGGGAAAAUAACCACACAGCAAGAAAAAACAAGCAAAGUAAAUACGGUAAGCUGUAUUUUAUUGAAAAUUAUAGCCAGUAUUUAUCUACUUGAAUCAUUUACCUGAAUUUCCAUACAAAUCUUCUAUGUUCACGGUCAUUUUAAGGAUUACACAAUAUAUAUGAAACCACAUGUAUUAAUGAUUAAACUCUCACACUGAGCUUGGGCGGCCUGUGCUUCACCCGGACGAUCAUACUCAACCUACUUAUUUGUUAUUUAGUUAUUUUAUUUUAUCACAGUUUAGUUUUUGGCUGCUAAGGGGAAAGGGAAAGCACUCUCUGACCGAAACGGAGAAUCUCGCCACCACGAAUUCGCAACUUUCGUAGCUCAAAAAAGUAGUCUUGCUAUGGAUCUGUUAGGCCUAGUUCAGACGCCGUACUUUUCAUGUGACGAACCUAACUGAAUAAGUUCGACUUUGGAGCGACACUGGCGCGACAUCUGAUUAAGACGCGUACCGUGUGUCGAACCUAAGUUAAGUUCGACAAAAGUUCGACAGACUCUGUCGAACUUAACGCUUUUGCCGCACCAAACUAAAACUGCCGUACCAAAUUGAUUCAGACGCCGCUCUUUUGCCGUACUUAAUUCAUCAGUUAGGUUUCAGCACAUUCGUGGAGCAGCGUCUGAACCAGGCCUUAGUCUCCUCCGCAGCCGCUCACCACUUGGGCGGCUGCGGAGGACACUACAAAUCUGUGGCUAGACUUUCUCAGAAAGGUUAAGGUUUAGUAGUAUUGAUACUGUCGUUGUGCGUCGUGUGUGCUGUGCGUGCGUGUGUGAGUUAUUUGUCUAUUAUUUUUUUAAAAAUUGUAAUGUCGGUAAUGUAUGUAAAAAUUAAUGUUAUUAUUGUAAGGCAAGAAAUUGAAAUAAACAGUGAUUAAAUUACAAAAAAAAAUAGACUUUCUCAAAGUCCUUCGCUUCUCAUUUCCGGUUGGCAAUUGGCCCCGCGCGAAGGAUUUAUCCCCUGCAGCGCGCCAAAUUUACAGGAGGAAUUUUCCUCCUGUAGGUUUUAUCCAAUCACGAACGGUUUUACUGACGCGUCGUCAAUCAAACCCGAUCACGCCACAAGAAAGGUGACUUGAACUGUUUUGAUCCAAAUUCACUAUAGUCUAGUUUCGAAUUAAAAAUUGCCGCUGAGUACAAACAUUAACGACACAUUCAUACAGGGUUAGCCUCGACGUAAAGUAAAAUAUUCAGAAAUUCCGGCAAGUAAGUGUUUGAAAUUUGAAUACACGCAAUAGACAGAGUAAUGGUCUUUUUCUCGUUCGAAUUUGUGAAUAUAUUACUUCAGAUAGAGGCUAAGGCUGUAAAAAAUGCGUCUUCAGUUCUUUAAUUCAGCGGUCAUACAGAACUCGAAACUGGACUAUUGAACUGUGUAUUUUGUGCGGGCUGUUAUUUCGAUUUCGUUUUAUCGCCUGUAUUGACCUGUAUUCAAAUACAAAGCUUCGGUGGGCGUUUUAUCUUCCUCCAUUUGAGUACUUUACCACGCUCGGAUUUUUCUGGCAGCCAUGUAGCGAAAAAAGAUUACCGACUUGUUUUGUUUUGAGCGCGCGCACAAAGUUUUUGUUUUGUUCUCUUUCCUUUCAUGGCGUAUGCAAACCUUGCCACGAGCCCGAAACGUCUGGAGACUGAACUCACAAAUAUCACACGGCACUUUUGUUCAUUACCCGUUCUUUGUAUUGAACAUUCCUUUAUGUACUUUCUCUUAUCGGAAUUUUUUUUCCGUUAUUUGUUUGUUUUGACAUACUUUGACAGCUCGCGACGAUACAAAUAGGUCGCACCAAAAUGACGUCACUUGAUGCGAUUUUUUGCAGAGGAAACAAGUCGAGCGCUCGCUCUCUCGCUCCCUUUUGCCGCAGAAAAAAUAAAAAAUCUACAGCUCGCGCUUCGCGCUAGUGAAAAAACUUGAGCUCGACUUGUAGGCAAGUCUAAUCUGUGGGCAAUGGAUUACUCAGACACGCAAGUGAAUAAUGUUCCCGUUUUUUGCCGCCAAAAAUGCCAGUAGUAGAUAUGGUAAAAUGUACAAGUGAGCCAGUGAUUUAACCAGAAUCCUUUUGAUUGAUCAGGUUUAAGUGUCUACGGACCUUACGGAUCCUGCCCGCCCAUGGCGAAACGACGUAUAGAGUGACUUGAGAUCACGCCCAAUUUGAGCAAUUCUCAAACAUUCUUAAAUCUCCAAGCUAAACGAAAGCCUGAACUCAGCUACGCAUUGUGAAAAUCAAAUAAAACUCAAUAAGGUCAUUUCAUGUCGUAGGCCCUGAUACGCUGACCACGUUAUCAUGCACCAAGGUUUUCCUCUUACUUUUUUCGACUGAAACAAGUCAAAACAAAGACUUCAACCUCGUUCCCAGGUUCUCUUUACCACCGUGGGAACGAGGUUGAGACACCAUUAUACACACACACUAAGCUCGGCUUUUGUUUUUCUUUCAGAUGUCCCUAUCUCUGCCAUAGAAAAACUGCGAGAUCAUGAUAACCAAUUGAUGUUAUUCUACGUCCAAGACGAACUGGAUUUUCCCGAGACAAGUGAAGUGAAAACAUGGUACAGCGUUGGACUAGCGUUAAACGUCGAUGUUCGAUUAUUGGAUAGGAUCGAAUCACAACAAAGUGCAAGUCCAAUGCACAAACUUAUUCAAUAUUUAAAGACUAAAGGUGAAGGAGAACCUAGCAUGAGAGAUUUUGUGAACGCACUACUCCAGUGUAAGAGAUACGACGUGGCUAAAAACAUUUGCAAUUGCCCAUGGCCAUUAACUGAAGCACAACUGGAACGGUAG
Porites lobata is the source of this 9088-nucleotide messenger RNA. Lineage: Eukaryota; Metazoa; Cnidaria; Anthozoa; Scleractinia; Poritidae. The record is from the annotation of a GenBank genome assembly.